UCCAUAGGCGGUCCCUCGUGGAUCAGACCCGCAACCGAGCCUCUUAUAAAUCUCAACUCCGUCCUCCAUUGCUACUCUUCAAAGGAUCCUUCUAGCAGAUCUCUACGUCGGUCGAAUAAUUAAUUGAGUUUUUGUCAUUCUGAUUAUCGCCAAUGGGUGAGAAAGUUCAGGGAGAGAAGAAUGAGGGGGAGAAGAAACCCGCCGACAAGAAAGACGAUGGCAAAGCCACCGCCGUUUUCAAGAUGGAAAUGCAUUGCGAGGGCUGCGCCAAGAAAGUCAGAAGAGCCGUUCGUAGUCUCGAUGGUGUUGAAGAUGUGAAGACAGAUUGUGCGGCAAACAAAUUGACGGUAACGGGGAAAGCGGACCCCGCGGCCAUCAAGGAGAGGCUGGAGCAGAAAACAAAGAAGAAGGUGGAGCUCGUCUCUCCGCAGCCAAAGAAAGAUGGCGGUGGGGAUAAGAAGCCGGAGGAGAAAUCGGAGAAGAAGGAAGAGAAGAAGGAAGAGAAGAAACCCCCCAAAGAGAGUUCUGUGGUUAUGAAGAUCAGACUGCAUUGUGAAGGUUGCAUCCAUAAAAUAAAGAAGAUCAUACUGAAGUUCAACGGAGUUGAGAAGGCGGAGGUAGAUGCGGGGAAGGAUCUGGUGACGGCGAAGGGCACCAUGGACGUGAAGGAAUUGGUUGCCUACCUCAAAGAGAAGCUGAAAAGGAACAUCGAGGUCGUCCCGCCCAAGAAAGACGAAGGCGGAGAUAAGAAAGCAAAAGAAGCCGGCGGAGGUGGCGACAAGAAAGAGAAAGAAGCCGGCGGAGGUGGCGAGAAGAAAGAGAAAGAAGCUGGAGGAGGAGGAGGUGGCGACGGUGGAAAGAAAGAGGAAGGUGGUGGGACAAAGGUGGAGGUGAGCAAGAUGGAGUACCAUGGAUACCCGUAUGGAGCUCCCAUGCACUACUGGCAAGAGGGACAAUCGUCGUCAUACGCUCAGAGUUACCCGAUGAUGGACGUUCAACAUCAUCAAGGAUAUGGGGUUGUAAAUCAUGCGUAUGCGAACCAAGGGUAUGCGAAUCAAGGAUCCGUAGAUCAUCAAGGAUAUGGUGUUGUAAAUCAGGGAUACAUGGUGCCGGCGAACCACCCGAUGUAUGCGCCGCAGAUGUUCAGCGACGAGAAUCCCAAUGCUUGUUCCAUCAUGUGAGUGAGAUAGCAAUCGAAACCCAGAUCCCCCAAAACUCCAAAAACCAAAACCCGUAGACGAAGUCGGAGUAUAUACUGUAUACUGAGACAAGAAAAGUAAAAAAAAAAAUAUAUAUAUAUAUAUUAUGGAAUUUUAAUUAGCUUAAUGGAUGGGGGUAUGGUAGCCGGCUGGUUUGGGUUGUUGGGUUAGGUUGUUGGUCGUUCUUUUGUUAUUGUCAUCGUCUAAAUUUUGUACUAAUUUUUUAGAGUAGUCGAAUGUAAUAAAAAAGUAUAUAGUAUAUAAAUACUCAA
Juglans microcarpa x Juglans regia is the source of this 1471-nucleotide messenger RNA. RefSeq names its product heavy metal-associated isoprenylated plant protein 6. Lineage: Eukaryota; Viridiplantae; Streptophyta; Magnoliopsida; Fagales; Juglandaceae. Gene Ontology annotation, molecular function: metal ion binding. The record is from RefSeq and is a predicted model, not a curated record. The transcript has 5 exons. Bases 153 to 1181 code for a protein of 342 amino acids.